Messenger RNA from Colletotrichum paranaense, 2598 nucleotides. RefSeq names its product PP-loop family protein. The transcript has a single exon. The coding region runs from base 1 to 2598 and encodes 865 amino acids. The record is from RefSeq and is a predicted model, not a curated record. Lineage: Eukaryota; Fungi; Ascomycota; Sordariomycetes; Glomerellales; Glomerellaceae. Gene Ontology annotation, molecular function: ATP binding; ligase activity, forming carbon-nitrogen bonds. Gene Ontology annotation, biological process: tRNA processing.
AUGGCCCUCACCAACCCCCCGAUCGCGACCGCAGCGGCGACCGCAACAGCAGCGGCGGCGGCGGCAGCCCACCACCUCAUCCUCCACCCGGUCCCGAAACCCAUAACCUUUCUCGAAUUCUUCGACGCCCUCCGCGCCGCCACCCCGCCGCGCUUCCCACACGCCCGCACCGCCCAGCCGCGCCGCAUCGGCCUCGCCGUGUCAGGCGGCGUCGACUCCAUGGCCCUCGCCUACCUCUUUAACCAGCUGCGCGAGAUCAACCCCCUCAUGCGCGUCGUCGAUAACCCGCUGGCAAAAAUAUCAGCCUACGUCAUUGACCAUGGCCUGCGCGAGGGGUCCCGCGAGGAGGCUCUGGCCGUCGUGAAGGAGUUGCGGAAUUUCAAGCAUAUCCGGCCGCAGUGGGACACGGUGAAUUGGAAGGCUGAGGGUGUCACGGGCGAUCCGAAUCUGUUGCCCAACGUCGAGAGCCUCGCGAGGAGGGUGCGGUACAGGCGGUUGGGCACGCUGUGUCUUGCGAUGCACGUUGAGAGUAUCUUUCUUGCGCAUCAUCAGGACGAUCAGUACGAGACCGUGCUGAUGAGGCUCCUCGCCGGCCACGGCAGCCGUGGGCUAAGAGGGAUGCUUAAGGCCGGGAAUAUACCAGAGUGCUACGAUAUGCACGGCGUCUACGAGAGCGGACACGUCGACGACCAGAUGAUGCGCAUGCCGCAGAUAAGCUUCCGCCCGCCGAAACGGGAUUGGAGGCACAUGCGGCGACAGCUCGUCUCGGAGCUGGAUCUGGAGUUAUACGGCGCCGAGCUGAGGGCGGGUCUACAGACGGGGUGGCAUGAGGGCCCUUAUGUCGGCGGUGAAGACGACAGCUCUGGAAGCGACUGGCUCUUCUCCGCUGCGAGUUCAGCGUCCGCGAAAGCGAGGGCCGCGGCGGCGGCGCGGAACACGACGAGGAUACGCACCGAGGAUGCCGGGGUGAUGAUCUAUCGCCCGCUGCUCGAGUUCAGCAAGGACCGGCUGAUUGCGACGUGCGAGGCGAAUAACGUGCGCUGGUUCGAGGACGCUACUAAUAAAGACGUGACGCUGACGACGAGGAACGCGGUGCGGCACAUGGUGCGAAAUCACCGUCUGCCCGUGGCGCUGCGCAAGGAGAAUGUGCUGAGGAUGUCGGCGCGGUGUGGGGCGAAGCUGAGGGGUCUGGAGCAGGAGGCUGAGCGAUGGAUCAAGAGGCAGGCAGUGGCAGAGUUUGAGCCGAAUGUCGGAACGCUUGUCAUUCGGCUUCCUGACCUGGGUGUCUUUGGACCUGGUCCCGGACGCGGGCGCGAGAGGGGCAGGAAGUCGGCGAACGACGGCGUAAGGAGGGAGCUCCGGCUCGCGCAUCGGAGGGCCGUCGCGGGGUACGUCGUAAAAAGACUCGUGGCCUUCGUCUCGCCCGACCGGAACCCGCCUCAGCACACGUCCCUCCAAAACAUCGUCGCCAAACUCUUUCCCACCCUUGUGGAAGGCUCUCUCUCAAUUUCAACACCUCCAUCGGUACCAAGAGCCUUCAAUCAAGCCUCCAUCCUCUUCCUCCCCCUCGCCCCCUCGAAAUGGUACCUUGUCCGCGAACCCUACCCCUCCUUGCACCCGCUCCCGCAAACGACAUUCACGACGACCUCCAACAUCAGCGACAAGCACCGCCACCCGACCUUCCCGCCCACGCAGUGGGAGUCGCCUGAGGACGCAGAGUACAUGUCGCGAGAGCGGCUCGCCGCACUGGACCGCCUGCCGCUCCCGCAGCCGCGGUUCCGCGAGACGAGGAGGUGGUACGCCUGGCGGCGCUUCAAGCUCUGGGACGGGCGGUUCUGGAUCCGGGUGAGGGGGCGGGUCAAGGCGUAUUUCCGGAUCGCGCCGUUUGCGCCGAUUCACGGCAAGGCUUUUCGGGAGGGUCUUGGCGGCGGUGGGGGUGAGGCUGCCGCUGCUGCUGCUGACGGUGUAGAAGAGGGGCAGAAGCAAGACAGUAAAGACAAGGAGGAAGAAGUGGUUCACGCCGCGCCUGGACUCGGCAUUACUGGCGGUCGCGGCAGCAGCAGCGGCACCACUAUGAGCGCCGCCGAGCGCAGGGCAGAGUUUGAGGGCAUACUGAAGCGUUUCGCGCCGGGUAAAGUGCGGUAUACGCUGCCGGCGCUGUAUGCCGUCAACCGCGACGAGAAGACAGGCGAGGAGGUGCUGAGGAUGCUUGCCCUACCGACGUUGGGCGUUGGAUUACCUGGCCUCGAGAGGUGGGUUCAGUAUGAGGUGCGGUACCGCAAGGUCGAUAUGGGCCUGUUUGAGCGCGAGAUGAUGGGUGGUGGGGGUCGUAUACGACAGGGACGGAGCGGUGGCGGGAGUAGUAGCGGCAGUGGGAGUGGCAGUGGAAGUGGUGGUAGAAGCCAGAGCAGCAGCGGCGCCUCCAUUGGCGGCGCUGUGUUAAGGAGGCAUGUUUUGGCGGAUAGCACGGCGGAGGAGAGAGUUUGGAAGCGGAUUAGCGGAAUGAGAAGGAAGAAGAGGAUGAUGACGGCGGCGAUGCGGAAGAAGCAGGCUGAGGACAAGGAGACGAGAGCGAGUGUUGGUUUGAGGUCUGCUUGA